GAAGGAAGUAGUUGGCUUCCAAGGCUGCCCUUGGGGAUGGUGGAAUAAACACUGACCUGCCUUGAGAGGAAUGUGGGCGUUUGGCUGUGACCCAUACAGAUCAGGCUUUGAUUUUCUAGGAAGUGUGAGCCACGGUGCACACCCAGAUAAUCUGGUGGGAUUAUAUAGGCCUCAAACCAAGCCUGGAACUUUACAUCAAUUUUCUGCCUACCUCCAACACCAGAGCCUACUUGUCUAGAGGCAGACUUGGUUCCAGCAGGACUCCUUCAGCCAAGGGCAUCCAUCACAGGCUCUACUCCCCGCCUUCCUUGCCUUUCCUGGCCUGCAGUGAAACUGAUGAGGAGACUGAUGGGGACUGUCCUGUCGGGCACCAGGGCUGGCCUCAGCCCUGCAUGCUUCCCAGACACACUUCUGGAAAGCAUAUCUUUCCUCCUGAAGCCUGACUCCUUGAGGUUGGGAAAAGCUUCAUUCAGCCUGGGAAGUGAGCUGGAGGACUAAGCCAGACUGUGCCUGCGGUGGACAGGCCUAUGCGGCAGCCUGAGUUCUCCCUUGGGAUGGGAGGCCAGGGCCACUGGCCUGGGCUCCUGCCUGUGCUCUUGCUUCUCCUUGGCAUCGACUGGGCACAGGGGUGGCCACCCCAGCUACCAGAGCAGACUCCAGUGAUUGGAGCCCUGAGCAGGAAAGAGAGUUUUUUACUCCUAUCCCUACAUAACCGUCUCAGGAGCCGGGUCCAGCCCCCUGCAGCUAACAUGCAGAGACUGGACUGGAGCGAGAGCCUGGCCCAACUGGCUCAAGCCAGAGCAGCCCUCUGUGGUACCCCAGCCUCAAGCCUGACAUCUGCCCCGCAGCGUGCCCCACAAGUGGGCUGGAACACGCAGCUCCUGCCUGCAGGCUCAGCAUCCUUUGUCCAAGUGGUCAGCCUGUGGUUUGCAGAAGGGCAGCAGUACAGCCACGUAGCCACUGAGUGUGCCCACAACACCACCUGCAGCCACUACACUCAGCUCGUGUGGGCUACCUCGAGCCAAGUGGGCUGUGGGUGGCAUCUGUGCUCCAAGGGCCGUGCAGCGAUGGAAGCCUUUGUCUGUGCCUACUCCCCUGGAGGCAACUGGGAGUUGGAUGGGAAGACCAUCGCGCCCUAUAAGAAGGGUGCCUGGUGCUCACUGUGCACAGCCGGCCUCUCCGGAUGCUUCAAGGCCUGGGACCAUGCCGGGGGGCUCUGUGAGGUCCCCAGGAACCCAUGUCGCAUGAGUUGCCGAAACCAUGGACACCUCAACAUUAGCACCUGCCACUGCCACUGUCCCCCGGGCUACACAGGCAGGUACUGCCAAGUGCGGUGCAGUGUGCAGUGUGUGCAUGGCCGGUUCCGCGAGGAGAAGUGCUCCUGCAUCUGCGAUGUUGGCUACGGAGGAGCCCAGUGUGCCACCAAGGUACACUUUCCUUUCCACACCUGUGACCUGAGGAUCGAUGGAGACUGCUUUAUGGUGUCUUCUGAGGCAGACACCUAUUACGGAGCCAAGAUGAAAUGCCAGGGAAAGGGUGGAGUGCUAGCCCAGAUUGAGAGCCAGAAAGUGCAGGACAUCAUCGCCUUCUACCUGGGCCGUCUGGAAACCACCAACGAGGUGACUGACAGCGACUUUGAGACCAGGAACUUCUGGAUUGGUUUGGCAACUGUGUGGAGCUGCAGGCAUCCACUGCCUUCAACUGGAAUGACCAACGUUGUAAAACUCGAAACCGUUACAUCUGCCAGUUUGCUCAGGAGCAUGUUUCCCGAUGGGACCUGGGGCCCUGAGGAUGGCCAGGCAACUCCACUGCCAGCCCUGGGGGGGAAUCCACCCUGCUUGCCUGGCUGCUCCCCUAUAAGGAACAAGGACCAGGCUAGGACUUGCAUGAUUAACAUCCCACAAAAUCUCAGACCAUGGAGGAUGCAGGAAAUUGGACAUAGAGUGGUAGUGAAUCCUGUGAAGAAGGGGUCCUCCAGGAAUCUCAUGGAAAUGGAUAGCCUGGACCCCUCAGCUUGCUUUUGACUGGUGAGAUAAGCUUCAACAAGAUGCAGAAGCGGAAGCGAGAGCCAGCGGUCAGAAGAGGUCACUCUCCUCCAUCUUGGCCAAACCUUCUGGGACAACUGGAGCUUUUGGGGUGAUGCAGCCUGCAAGGGAUUAGACUCAGUUAUGAAUCAGAUAGGUUGGCAAUUGCUUGUUUCAAAGGAGAAUUUAGAUGACCCAGGAGGAUCCUGGGAAAAUGAAAUGGACCUAUCCUAUUUCCUUUGUUCCUUUACUGUUCAUCUUAUAAUCCAGGCCACCUUCUAGAUGUUUUCAGGCUACUCAGUAAUUUAGAAAAUCAAA
This is a messenger RNA of Perognathus longimembris pacificus (Pacific pocket mouse), 2342 nucleotides long. RefSeq names its product C-type lectin domain family 18 member A-like. The record is from RefSeq and is a predicted model, not a curated record. Gene Ontology annotation, molecular function: polysaccharide binding. The coding region runs from base 528 to 2024 and encodes 498 amino acids. Lineage: Eukaryota; Metazoa; Chordata; Mammalia; Rodentia; Heteromyidae. The transcript is spliced from 12 exons.